AUGUCCUUUCCCUUUAAACCUUCAACUAGCAAAUCUGGUCGACUCACGCGCCAGGCCAAUGUUAUCAGUGGAGGAUCACACUCGCAUGAUACCCCAUCAACGUCAGAUUCAUUCCUUCAUUCAUUGAAUCCGCGCAGCACUCUCUUAUUGCGUGCUGAGUUGCCCAAACCUAUGUCGCGGUUGCCAGAAAUUCGCCUUGAUGAUGGGUCUAGCGGGGGUGGAAGCAAAGUGCAGGUAGCACAAGUGAAACCGCAAAAGUCUUGCGAGUCAUACGAUUCAGCAGCAAGUGGGAUGAGUUGGAGCAGUUCUCAGAGCACAGUCGCAGUUGGAGUAGGGUGUUGCAAUUCAACAUCAGUUUCCGGCAAUCCUUCCUUCGCCAGCUACGAGGAAGACGAUGAGCCUUUGCAAAGUCACCCGCAUCAUCCAAUGGUUCGAAUCCCUUCCACGCCUGGUGCACUGCAUAGGGCACAGUACUCUCCGCGAUACGACAGCACGCAACACGGAUUGGGGCAACACUUUAAAAAGGAUUAUAGCUUCGAAGAAGCACGUACUACUUCUGAGAAGGCACAUGAAGAGACCAGAGAAAACAGAGCUUCUGAGGAAAGGAACGAGACCAUAGAAUCUCCUAGCGGAAAAGCAGAUGAUUACUUUGACUCUGUGUUUGAUGAACAAGAAAAAGAGCCCGACGAUGGAGGUGAAUCAUCCAUAGCACCGCGGGGCAGUGCAAAGAAGAAGUCGUUCAAGCGGUUUUGGAAACUAGCCUACAAAGCCAUCAGGAACGAGGCGAAAAACAAAGAUGGAAAUUCUAAAUAUGGACUAGGAAAGAAGAAAAGUGGGAGCGAAGAACCGGAAGGUGAGAUUGAUCCAGUCUACCAACUUCUGAAGUCUGCCGCAACUCAACGACACCUCUCAACAAAGUAUUCCGCCUCAUUUGACCACUGCGAGCAAACAGGAGAGCAGCCGCGACUGAGCUCAAGUGGGUUCGCUUUAAUUUUGGCAAAAUCAGAUAGCGAUUAG
Hydatigera taeniaeformis is the source of this 1017-nucleotide messenger RNA. NCBI's taxonomy places the organism in Eukaryota, Metazoa, Platyhelminthes, Cestoda, Cyclophyllidea, Taeniidae. The record is from the annotation of a GenBank genome assembly.